AUGUUCCUCUUCUCCCGCAAGACCAAGACCCCCAUCAGCACCUACAGUGACUCCUACAGGGCUCCUACCUCUAUCAAGGAGGUCUAUAAAGACCCACCUCUGUGGGCCUGGGAAGCCAACAAGUUUGUGACGCCGGGCCUGACUCAGACCAUGCAGCACCACGUGGAUCCUGAAGCCCUGCAGAAGAUGGUCAAAUGUGCCAUGCAGGACUACAGCUAUAAGGGUUCCAUACCAGGCCACCCCUACUUUCCUGAGAAAUACUGGCUCUGUCAAGAGGAAGACAAAUGGACCCCAUACUACCUAUGUGAUGACCGGUAUAACACAUGGAGGAUGGGACCUUACAACUGCACCGGCUGGAACAAAUAUACCACAUGCCUUCCCCGGCUACCUAAGGAGACAGGGGAGCCCAGGAGUGGAGCUGUGUGAACAGCUCCCAGAUCCCCCGG
Leptonychotes weddellii (Weddell seal) is the source of this 446-nucleotide messenger RNA. The record is from RefSeq and is a predicted model, not a curated record. NCBI's taxonomy places the organism in Eukaryota, Metazoa, Chordata, Mammalia, Carnivora, Phocidae.